UCUGUUGCCCAGUCAGACACAACACUCGCUCCGAGUCCUGCCAUUCUCUACUCCACUGUAAUCCGCUAAAAACUAAAUUCAAAUUUUGAAAAAUGUUCGACUGGACGGGCAAGAAUGUGGUCUAUGCUGGCAGCUUCACGGGCAUUGGCUGGCAGAUGAUGAUGCAGCUGAUGCAGAAGAAGAUCAAGAUGAUCGGCAUUAUGCAUCGCAUGGAGAAUGUGGAGAUGAUGAAGAAGCUGCAGGCCGAGAAUCCCGCCGUCAAGGUGGUUUUCAUGCAAAUGAAUCUCAUGGACAAGCUGUCCAUGGAGCAGACAAUGCUGAAAAUGGGCCAGAUGAUGGGACACAUUGAUGUCCUGAUCAACGGCGAGGAUGUGCUGCUCGACAAGGAUGUGGAGACGACAAUGGGCAUAAAUCUGACUGGCAUGAUAAUGAUGACUAUGAUGGCGCUGCCCUAUAUGGACAAGACCCAGAUGGGCAUGGGCGGCAUGGUGAUCAAUCUCGCCUCUGUCUACGGCCUGGAGCCAGCACCCGCCUUUGCUGUGUAUGCCGCCGCCAAGCACGGCGUACUCGGCUUCACUCGCUCGAUGGGCGACAAGGUUAUCUACCAGAAGACUGGCGUCAUGUUCAUGGCCAUGUGUCCGGGUCUGACCAGCACCGAAAUGAUGGCCAAUCUGCGCGACAAUGUCACCUGGCAUCACUCCGAGUCGAUGGUGGAGGCCAUCGAGAGCGCCAAGCGCCAAAUGCCCGAGGAGGCGGCCAGCCAGAUGAUCAAGGCCAUCGAAAUGAUGAAGAACGGCAGCAUGUGGCUGGUCAAUAUGGGACAGCUCAAGGAAGUGAUGCCCACGAUGCACUGGCAGAUGUAGAACGCCAGCGAGCAGAGCUCGUUAUAAAAAACAAAGCAUAAAAAAACAUUUUGUUAGUUGAGCGAAAAUUAAAUUAUUAUUUGGAAGCGUAAA
Messenger RNA from Drosophila obscura, 956 nucleotides. It is a transcript of the gene Fbp2, whose product is annotated as fat body protein 2. The coding region runs from base 93 to 863 and encodes 256 amino acids. The transcript is spliced from 2 exons. Gene Ontology annotation, molecular function: alcohol dehydrogenase (NAD+) activity. The record is from RefSeq and is a predicted model, not a curated record. NCBI's taxonomy places the organism in Eukaryota, Metazoa, Arthropoda, Insecta, Diptera, Drosophilidae. Gene Ontology annotation, cellular component: cytoplasm.